AUGGAAAAAUGUCACCAGCGGCCUUCGGGCCCACCCGAGAAGGCCGUGGACAUCCCCGCCCCUCGGGCCCCACGGCUGCUCAGGGAAUCGCUGCCUCCGGCCACCCCGCCACUCCACUCUUGGGCGGCCGCACUGACGUCACCGCCUCGCCGCCCCGCCUCGCGCCGCCGUUCCACCCCGCCCCUUUUCCCGGCGUGCGCCGCGGUGAGGCUCCUCGCCCUCGGCUUCUGCCUGUCGUCCCAAGAUGGCGGACACAAUGAGCCGGCGCCGCGCCGGUUGGCUCUGAGGCGACUGAAGCUGACCGACAGCGUGCUGCGGAGUUUCCGCGUCGCCAAGGUGUUCCGCGAGAACUCGGACAAGAUUAACUGCUUCGACUUCAGCCCCAACGGCGAGACGGUCAUCUCAAGCAGCGACGACGACUCCAUCGUGCUCUAUGACUGCCAGGAGGGCAAACCAAAGAGAACCCUGUACAGUAAGAAAUAUGGCGUGGACCUCAUCAGAUACACCCAUGCAGCAAACACAGUCGUGUACAGCUCUAACAAAAUAGACGAUACUAUUCGUUACCUGUCCUUGCAUGACAACAAAUACAUCAGAUACUUUCCUGGACAUAGCAAAAGGUAAGAACCAAGUGUUACAGAAGUAGAUAGUUCUUUUAUCCCUGAGUUGGCUCUGCCAGGAGGAACACUGAUGGGCCUUGGGCUGGGGCUACUGUCUUUAUCAUUUCAGGGGCCAUUUGCGACUUUUAAGAUGCAGUACGAUCGGACUUGUGAGUGGACAGGACUUAAGUUCAGCAAUGAUGGUAAACUCAUCCUCAUCUCCACCAAUGGCAGCUUCAUCCGUCUCAUCGAUGCAUUCAAGGGAGUGGUGAUGCACACCUUUGGGGGUUAUGCCAACAGCAAAGCUGUCACUCUGGAGGCCUCGUUUACUCCAGACUCCCAGUUUAUUAUGAUCGGUUCAGAGGAUGGCAAGAUCCAUGUCUGGAAUGGAGAGAGUGGUAUAAAAGUAGCUGUGUUGGAUGGCAAACACACAGGCCCCAUUACCUGUUUGCAGUUCAACCCCAAGUUCAUGACCUUUGCCAGUGCAUGUUCCAACAUGGCCUUCUGGUUGCCCACCAUUGAUGACUGACCCUGGUGCUGCUCGGCUGUUUGUGUACAGUGAGGGUGGCCAGCAGGAAAGAACUCAGAGGGGACUGAGAUAAUGGAUUGGAUCAUUUGGGCUGGAGAGCAUCCUUCCACAUGGCCUUCCCAUGGAUGUGCUGUACAUCUGCUCAAAAGAAAAAAAGUACUUUGCCGAGCUUCUUCAAAAAGACUCUUGGUGUGGCAGAUUCUAUCAGGACUUAGAUUUUACAGCUGUCACUGCACUGAGCUCCUCCAGAGGAGUGACCAGAUUCAUGAUUAGGGUAUACUGGGGUCCUCAAGACGCCUUCAAUUUUGAAUGUAUUUGCUGCUGAGGAGCCGGUGAAGUUGUUAAUUCUGCACAUCCCUUCUCCCACCCCCAUAAAUGCAUGGGAAGCCACAGUUCUGGUUUUGAGAUGCUAAGGGCAGCUCAGCACCCCUUGCCCUCACCCUGCAUGUCUUGUUACUGGGUCUCCCUCUGUCAUUGUGGCAUUAUUCCACAACCAUCAUGUUACUUAGGUGCCAAACAUUUACAGAAAAAAUUCUUCAUAUAUCUUGGGGUAAGAAAGGGAUAGAUACAGAAAGAAGGACCUUGCUUGCCAGGAAGCCUUGUGAGUUAGUCAUGUGAGGGUGGGUGAUCUGGGCAUGCCUCAGGGCUCUGAGUGUUGGGUGGGAAAUGGCCCAAGAGCCUGAAAGGGAGGAAGUAGGGGUUGCAGGUAGUUUCUAUGGCUGGGAGGUUUAGCAGUAGCCUAGUGUGAUCCCCCGUCAUCAAGACAAACCUGCGGUCUUUCUGGGUGCCUGCCAAGCUUGGUUUUGUACAAAAGCAAGGUGGGAGUCUAUUUUUGUACAUGAGUUACAUCACGCUUUCCUGUGGGCCAGUAUUGUGGAGUGAGUCUGAGUUGUUUACACUGAUGCCUUCCCUGCCCACCACAAAUUGUGUACAGAGUCUCCAGAUGAUAGCACCCCUUCCCAGCUCCCAAGCAAGAGCUGGCUCUAGGCCUGUGUUAUAUGUUCUAUUUAGCCUUUUUAUAUAUGACAUGGGGUUUUUGUUGUUUGUAUUUUAGCACAGUGUGUACACCUUCAUUUAAAUAUAUCCGUGUGUGCAUACAUACAUAUGUAUAUGUAUGUAUGCAUAUAUAUAUAUGUAUAUAGAAUAUGUCAUUUCUCACAGUUCAGCAGAAGGCGGUGGAGUCCGGCAGCCCAGGAGAAAGACUGAAUCCUUGCUAAUAGUGUUUGCCACAAGUGUUAGUGAGUCUUCUUUAUUACCCUUAUUUCUUUGGGAGACAGAACGAAGCAAAGCUUCAAGUGUUUGCUGUUUCCAUGGCAGCUAAACGAGGGUCUUGGGAUAACUUCCCUUGUGUUCCUCAAGCCGCACUUUGGGGCCCUUUCUGCAGUAUUAGCCCCUUUUUGCUCGGUGAUGCUCUGUCUGCGCCUGUACAUGUUGACAGUCACUCUUGCAUGCCUUUUGUGCCUGGCUUCUGGUGUCUGGGGACACGAUGCUGGAACCAGAGCAUUUUCAGUUUGUCUGAAGCUUCUUUUCCAAUUACAGGUCAUUCCUGUUUACCUGGUAUGUCUGCUGCUUUUCCUUGCCUUCUCUUGGAAGGGGGAGAGGUCUUGAUCAGGGUUGCGAUGAGCUAAGGCUGGCUCGUGGCCUUUCCUUCCCCUGCAUGGCCUUCUUAGAGCAGGACCAGUGGCAUAUUAUUUCACUAAGUUCCCAAACAUGUAAGCAGGUCACAUGUUCCCUGCAGAUACAGAAACAGGCUCAACGAGGUUAUGACUUGCCCAAGAGUACAUAGCUGCUAAGGGGAAGCAAGCCAUUAACUGCCUUCAUUCAGCAGCAGGAAUACGCUGUGAGUUGCUAGCAAUUACAGUUUUGUUUUGUUAGCAGUUACUUUUGACUUGUUCCUCAAACUUAAAGGGCAAGGGGCAUACAUCUUUCCAAAACGUAGACUGGAAUCUGCAGCUUUUCUCCAGUGCCACCCACUAUCUACAGCUCUGCCUUCUCAAGAGUGGAGGGAUUUUUAGAAACCAGGUGAUCUGAGCUAUUACUGCCCACUUCUGGCUCUCCAGGGUAGAGAAUUCAUGGUAGGAAUAACUGUUCAGAGUGCUUGAGACUGUGGGUUUACAAGAAGAGCUGCGUAAUGAACAUACCUGCAACCACAGCAGCCACUUGCCUGUCAGCAAGGAAGAUGAUUUCUAUUGAGUUACUGGUGUCCAAAGCUAAGGUACCAUGUCCUUUGAAAUAUGCACGGCACUGCCUGUCUUUCUAGGGACCCAUGGCUACAGAGCUGGCUCUCCUGAGUGUGCAAGGAGAGGAAAGGGCUGGAAGUGACUGGGGACGAUGUGUGGGAAUAAGGCAGAACAAAGGGAGCAGAGGGGCUGGGGCUGCAGGGAUGCUCUCCAUGGAGCCAGGGGUACCCUAGCUCUCGGGGUGGGAGGGGGCACAAACCAUGCUCUUGAGAGUCCAGGCCAAAGCCACCGAUUUGUAUGUGACACUGCACUGCUCAACCACCAGCCAGUGGGGUGUUGUUUUUUUUAUUUUUUAUUUUUUUUUUAAGAAAAAAAAAACUUCCUGUUGCAAUCAUAAUUAAUGCUUAUUGAGGAAAUUUGGGGAAUUUUAAAAUGAAUCAGUUUGCCACCCAAAUGCUACCACUGUUAAUCUUUUGGUGUUAAAUGUUCUAGAUAUUUCUGUGCAUAGGUUUUUGGUGUGUUUACAUAGUUGUUAUUCUACUGUAUAUACAAUUUUAUGUCCCUUUUGUACUUAACAUAUAAACAUUUUUUCCAUGUUAACAGUCUUAAAACAGAA
Leptonychotes weddellii (Weddell seal) is the source of this 3921-nucleotide messenger RNA. Lineage: Eukaryota; Metazoa; Chordata; Mammalia; Carnivora; Phocidae. The record is from RefSeq and is a predicted model, not a curated record.